ACAAGCUUGUGGUCGGUCAGCGGGAGCCUGGGGGCCGUCGGACCGGAGCGGUUAUGAGGAGGUUGGAUGUGGUGGCUCCGCCUGGGCCGAGUGCUGAGGGACGAGUAGUGCCCUCCGGGUUGAUUAUAAGCCCCGUUGGGGGGGGGUCCCUGCUCCAAUCAGGCUGAGAGUCCGUAGAUGAUUAACCCGGGGGGGGGGGGGGGGUCUGCAGAUGCUGGAAAUCUGAUGAAGGGUCUCGGCCCUUUCCUUCAUAGACGCUGCCUGGCUUGCUGAGCCUGCAACAGUUUGCGUGUGUUGCAGCAGCAAGUGUUUCGGUUUACUGCCGUUGCAAGAGAAAAGGAGACGUUGAUUACUGUUCCUUGCUGAUCUGGGCUUGUAUUAAAACCGCUCGUCGGGAUGGCCGACCAGGACAAGGUUAAGCGCCUCCUCAGACUGACCCAAGAAGGGAACCGCGGGCUCCUUGAGGAAGAGGUGUGCAAGUGUGAGAGUGCCAGGGCUGCUUUAGUUCAGGGACACUUCGGGCGCUCCGGUGACACGGCGGUACAUUAUGCAGCCAGGCAUGGGCACCUGCCGGUUCUGAAAUACCUGAUAGAGGAUCUUGGAGCUGACGUGGAACUCGUCAACGGCGAUUAUAAGCGAGCCUUGCAUGAAGCAGCGUCCAUGGGUCACAGAGAGUGUCUGAGGUACCUGAUUCUAAGAGGUGCCAAGAUCGACUGUUUGAAGAAGGCUGAUUGGACACCACUGAUGAUGGCUUGCACAAGAAGGAACCUGGAGGUGAUUAAGGAUCUGAUUGAUUCUGGAGCAAACAUGACCUUGAAAAACAAGGAUGGUUGGAAUUGUUUCCAGAUCGCCUGCCGUGAGGGCAAUCCAGAAAUUAUCCAGUAUCUUCUCCAAGUCAGCCCAGGCAUCUGGGAUGUGGAGAGCAAGGUGAAGAGGACUCCCCUACACACUGCAGCCAUGCAUGGGUGCUCUGAGGUUGUGGACAUACUUCUGGAAAGAUGUGGAUACAGAUCAGACGCCAAAGACAGCUGUGGUGUUACACCAUUCAUGGACGCUGUGCAGAACGGCCACAUUGGGAUUGCAAAACUGUUGCUAAAGAAACACAAGGCCAAUAUCUCAGCCAAGGAUGCAUUAGGAGCCCAGUCGCUGCAUCGAGCUGCAGUAACAGCACAGGACAAAGCCAUUCAGUUCCUGGUCAUGGAGCUUGGUGUGAACGUAAACGAGAGAGCUACGGAUCUUAACCUAACAGCCCUGCAUUACGCAGCCAAGGAGGGGCACGGAGGCACCAUAGAAACGCUGCUCACAUUAAGAGCUGAUGUGCAUGCAAAGGAUUCCAAAGCUUUACAUAUGGCAUGUGCAGGCCAGCAUACCAAGUGUAUAAGGCAACUAGUGGAUGCCGGGCUGAUUGAUUCUCCAGAUAACACAGGAAGGCUAGCAAACCAACUGCUCAAGAAUCCUGAAGCGCUCAAGCUUCUGGAAGAUGUGACUGACAUUAAAUGAAAGAUAAUUAACCAACCUCAUUUGCAGUUAUUUCUUUCUACCAGUGCUGCAACCAUGGUUCGGGUAUCUACAAACAUGCUCUUCAACCACGUUCAGCCUCUUACCUGAGAACACAGGUACCUCCAACUAUUCUAACUCUCCAACUCCCCCUCCUCACCUGCUUCUCUGCUGCUUUCAUUUUGGUAGUUUCCUUCAUUGAAAUGUACAAAGCAACAGGAUGGAUAAACAGAGGGUGCAUUCACUGGACUCUAGAUUCAGAAGUGAAUAAAAUAAAGGGUAAGCCCUUUGGAGAUGAAAAGAGUCAAUGAAUGUUGUUUACUUGCAUUUUCAAAGGCCUUUGACAGGGUGCCUCUCAUGAGGCUGCGGAGCAAGAUAAGAACCCAUGUUAUUACAGGAAAGAUACUAGCCUGAAUAGAAGAUUGACUGACUGGCAGGGUGUAAAGAGUGGGUAUAAAGGGGACCUUUUCUGGUUGACCAUUGGUGGCUAGUGGUCUUCCACAGGAGUUUGGGGUUGGACCAUUUAUUUUCUCAUAACGUCAACGAUUUGGAUGAUAGAACAGAUGGCUUUGUGGCCAAGUUUGUGGACAAUACAAAGAUAGGUGG
Hypanus sabinus (Atlantic stingray) is the source of this 2103-nucleotide messenger RNA. It is a transcript of the gene ankrd16, whose product is annotated as ankyrin repeat domain 16. The coding region runs from base 397 to 1500 and encodes 367 amino acids. The record is from RefSeq and is a predicted model, not a curated record. Gene Ontology annotation, molecular function: protein binding. The transcript has 7 exons. Lineage: Eukaryota; Metazoa; Chordata; Chondrichthyes; Myliobatiformes; Dasyatidae.